Messenger RNA from Ficedula albicollis (Collared flycatcher), 609 nucleotides. It is a transcript of the gene GNG2, whose product is annotated as G protein subunit gamma 2. NCBI's taxonomy places the organism in Eukaryota, Metazoa, Chordata, Aves, Passeriformes, Muscicapidae. The coding region runs from base 266 to 481 and encodes 71 amino acids. The record is from RefSeq and is a predicted model, not a curated record. Gene Ontology annotation, cellular component: heterotrimeric G-protein complex. The transcript is spliced from 4 exons. Gene Ontology annotation, biological process: G protein-coupled receptor signaling pathway. Gene Ontology annotation, molecular function: G-protein beta-subunit binding.
CCAUCCCUCCCAGCGCCCGUCCGUCCGUCCCUCCACCCCUCUGUCCGUCUGUCCGUCCCGCCGCCGCCCGCCCCGCGGGGACCGGGGCAUCGCAUCCAGGCGGUGAAGGGCCAAGAGGAGCAGAGCUUCCCUGAGAGGCACAAACCACCGGAGAGAUCGGCUUCUGAUUUUUAAUUCUGGGGGGCUUGCAGGGCUGGGAGCAGCCCAGCUGCUGAUCCUGGUGUGUUGCUGCCUGCAGCCCAUCCCGGGAGCUCCUGGCUUGCCCAUGGCUAGCAACAACACUGCUAGCAUAGCACAAGCCCGCAAGCUGGUGGAGCAGCUGAAGAUGGAGGCCAACAUCGACAGGAUAAAGGUGUCCAAAGCAGCAGCAGACCUGAUGGCUUACUGUGAAGCCCACGCCAAGGAGGACCCUCUAUUGACCCCAGUCCCCGCCUCAGAAAACCCCUUUAGAGAGAAGAAGUUCUUCUGUGUGAUCCUGUAAACCCUGGAGGAGCCUGACAGGCACUCAGGCCACCCUGAACACUGAUGUAGAGUUUUUAGGAAUGGGGACGACCUGCUGGUCCGCAGAAUUUAAACAAAAAUAAGUUUAAAAAAAAAAAAAAAAAAAAC